This is a messenger RNA of Daucus carota subsp. sativus, 3055 nucleotides long. Its product is annotated as phosphatidylinositol 4-phosphate 5-kinase 1. NCBI's taxonomy places the organism in Eukaryota, Viridiplantae, Streptophyta, Magnoliopsida, Apiales, Apiaceae. Gene Ontology annotation, molecular function: ATP binding; 1-phosphatidylinositol-4-phosphate 5-kinase activity. Gene Ontology annotation, biological process: phosphatidylinositol phosphate biosynthetic process. Bases 194 to 2443 code for a protein of 749 amino acids. Gene Ontology annotation, cellular component: plasma membrane. The record is from RefSeq and is a predicted model, not a curated record. The transcript has 8 exons.
UAAAUAAUCUUAUUUGUAAUCUGUUGUCUCUGUUUCUGCUAUUCGACUGUACACUUACCACCUCUUCACUUUCUCUCUUCAGAACAUAUACAUACAACCUCACUGUUUCUACGUAAGCAUACUAAUUCUGGAAUCAUGCCGGCUGAUUCUCCGGCGUCGGCGUGAGCGACAAGGUAAGUUUAAAGACCCAAUUAUGUUUACAGAGGAUGAUGUAUAUAACACUGCUGGUUUGAAUGAAAAGGAAGAUAGAGAGAGAAUUGUAGAGAGAGAAGCUGAGUCGGUGGUCGUCAGCAGAAGCCGAUCUCAGGCGACUACUCGGCGCGUGACACCCACCGGAGCUGAGUCAUCGUCGGAGAAGCAGUUGGCCAACGGAGAUCUGUACAUCGGAAAAUUCUUGGGAAACGUGCCGCAUGGAUUCGGGAAGUACUUGUGGAGCGACGGAUGUGUGUACCAAGGCGAGUGGAGAAAAGGAAAGGCGAGCGGAAAAGGGAGCUUCUCGUGGCCUUCUGGCGCGACUUUCGAGGGGGAAUUCAAGUCGGGUCGGAUGGACGGGUUCGGUACUUUUAUUGGAUCCGAUGGUGAUAGUUAUCGGGGUGGUUGGGCUAAUGAUAGGAAACAUGGGUAUGGUGUGAAGAGAUAUAAGAAUGGUGAUUAUUACGAGGGGAAUUGGAAGAGGAAUUUGCAAGAUGGGCAAGGGAAGUAUGUGUGGAGGAAUGGGAAUGAGUAUGUGGGGGAGUGGCGGAAUGGUUCGAUCAAUGGGAGAGGGGUUUUGGUGUGGCGCAAUGGGAAUCGCUAUGAUGGGGAUUGGGAGAAUGGUGUGCCCAAGGGGAAUGGGGUGUUCACUUGGCCUGAUGGGAGUUGUUAUGUUGGGAGGUGGGGUGAUGAGGUUUUGAAUGGGACUUUUUAUCCCGGGACCGCGGGAGGAGGAAUUGGGAAUUGUAAAGAGGAUAUGUUUGUGGACGGUUUGGUGUUGCGUGACAAAGUAAGUGAUUGUGGUGCAGUGGUGACAAAGAGAUCGUCCGUUAGUUUGGAGGCUGCUAGAGGGAGCUUGAAUGAGAGGAAUUUUCCGAGGAUCUGUAUUUGGGAAUCGGAUGGUGAUGCGGGAGAUAUUACCUGUGAUAUUAUUGAUAAUGUGGAGGCUACGAUGUUGUAUACACAUGUUAAUUUGUUGGGGAAGGAUGAUAUUGGAAAGUUUAGGAGGAAUCCUUGUUUUAAUAGGGAAGUUAAGAAGCCGGGGCAGAUGAUAUCUAAGGGACAUAAGCAUUAUGAUUUGAUGCUUAAUCUUCAGUUGGGUAUCCGGCAUUCAGUCGGUAAACAUGCUUCAGUAGUUAGAGAUCUUAAACCUAAUGAUUUUGAGCCUAGAGAGAAGUUCUGGACUAGGUUUCCUUCAGAAGGAUCAAAGAUGACACCUCCUCAUCCGUCGGCUGAAUUCCGUUGGAAAGAUUAUUGUCCUGUUGUGUUUAGACAUUUGAGGGAGUUAUUUCAAGUUGAUCCAGCUGAUUAUAUGCUUGCUAUAUGUGGGAGUGAUGCACUCCGGGAACUCUCUUCUCCAGGAAAGAGUGGAAGUCUUUUUUAUUUGACGCAAGAUGAUAGAUUUAUGAUCAAGACAGUGAAGAAAUCUGAAGUCAAGGUGCUAAUUAAGAUGCUUCCAAGUUAUUACAAACAUGUUUGUCGCUACGAGAAUUCCCUUGUCACGAAGUUCUUCGGUGUCCAUUGCGUGAAACCAGUUGGCGGAGUCAAGACGAGGUUCAUUGUCAUGGGCAAUUUGUUCUGCUCAGAGUAUCAAAUUCAUAAACGAUUUGACCUAAAAGGAUCAUCUCACGGCCGCAUGACGAAUAAGGCUGAGGAAGAAAUUGAUGAGACUACCACCCUCAAGGACCUUGACCUAAAUUAUGUGUUCCGCCUCCAGCGGAACUGGUUCCAAGAUAUGAUCAAACAAAUUGAUCGAGAUUGUGAGUUUUUAGAAGCUGAGAAAAUUAUGGAUUAUAGUCUAUUAGUUGGUCUCCACUUUCGAGAUGACAAUACUGGAGAUAAAAUAGGCUUGUCCCCAUUUUUAUUACGAAAUGGAAAGAAAGAUUCAUAUCAGAAUGAAAAGUUUAUGCGUGGAUGUCGAUUUCUAGAAGCAGAGCUACAGGACAUGGAUCGUGUUCUCGCUGGCCGGAAACCACUAAUCAGAUUGGGAGCAAAUAUGCCUGCAAGGGCUGAACGAGUGGCUAGACGGAGUGAUUGUGAUCAGUACAGUCCUGGUAGCGGUGAAACUUAUGAAGUGGUCCUGUAUUUUGGGAUCAUUGAUAUUUUACAAGACUAUGAUAUAAGCAAAAAGCUAGAGCAUGCAUACAAAUCAUUGCAAGCUGACCCAACCUCAAUCUCAGCUGUGGAUCCAAAGCUAUAUUCCAAGAGAUUUAGAGAUUUUGUAGGGAGAAUAUUUGUUGAAGACGGGUGACUUGGCCAAACAUGAAUUGAGAUUCAAGCCUGGGGUUGUGAAGUUUCAUGUUUGAAUCUAGAAUCUACAGUUCAGCAGCAGCAGACUAUAUAUUCUUGGUGGGAGUAGAGGAUUAGACAACACUGAUUGUGCUUCUGCCUUUGGAUUGAACUGGAUCUUCAACAAGGAUUGCCUACUCAAUGGCUGAAUUCUGAUGAUAGCCAUGGGUUUUCGGAAGAAGCAAGUGCCAUGUACAAUCAAAGGGGCAAGGGAAAAUUGGAUUAUGGUAUUGUUAUUGUUUUAUUAUUUCAUGAAUUUUUUUUGUGAUAACCAAGGAAACCAAGGUUUGAAAGGAUAGUAGACAAGACCUAAGAGUACCGGGAAAUGAGUAAAUUAUUUUCCCAUAAAGGAGAUUCAACAAUGAGUGAGUUAGUAAUAAGAAAGUGUACAGCAUAUAGAAAAGAAAAGGGUGGGGGUAGACUAUGAAAAUUUUGUGGGAUAUUUUUUGGAAGUAAAUUAAUGUGUGGACCAAUGCUGUCUCCUUCUGGUCUCUAGCUACAAAUGUAUGUUGUAAAUAUAAUGUAAAUGUAAACAUAAAUGUAUGGUAGUGCAAUUAUAAGAAUUGUUUUGUGA